UAAAUUGUCAAGAACGUUUGAUACGAAUUAUUGCUCAAGUUUGAUUUUUUUGUUCCUGUCCUGUUUAAAGGAUUUUCACAUUGAUUAUUUUCCUCAAAUAGUGUCUGAGGAAAUAUAGUACUACGUAUGAUAAAAACGAUCACGGAAAUUUUAUUCUAUCGACCGACUUUCGAACUUACAAUGUGUACUCUUCGCCAUGGUGACAGGAGAACCAUUAUAACAACUUAACAGGAGUUAGAAUUUUUUUUUUUAAAUUCUUCUCAAUGUCAAAGAAGAGAAAUCCGUUACCGCUUAGAUCGAAGCACGACAAACAAGACUGCCUUUCAGCCUCGAUCAGCAGCAGUUCUUCAGAAGAAAGUUUCGACGUCGACGAGUUGGAAGGAUGGCUUAGUGACGAGGAACUCAGGAGCCGUUCGGCGUCCAGCUGCUGUGCUUGCAGUCUCUGCGACGACAGCGACGUCUCCACGUGCUGCAGCUGCAGGUGCUGCAGGGUCGAGUCGCUCAUUUCGGUCUCGUCUCUCUUCUCGUCUCUCGAUUCUCUCCUCUCCUCGUCUUCCAGCUCGGAGUCCGUCGACCCCGACUUAUCCGAGUGCUCGGCACUUUCUUCCGGCGAAGACUGCAGGCGUAAAAAGCUCACGCAGAAGGCGAUACGAAACAAAGCGAAAUAAUUGUUUUUAUGUAAAGAAUGUCUCCAGUUUGUAAAUAUAAUUAUAUAGAUUUUUUUAUA
Cimex lectularius (bed bug) is the source of this 727-nucleotide messenger RNA. RefSeq lists its product as uncharacterized. NCBI's taxonomy places the organism in Eukaryota, Metazoa, Arthropoda, Insecta, Hemiptera, Cimicidae. Bases 264 to 668 code for a protein of 134 amino acids. The transcript is spliced from 3 exons. The record is from RefSeq and is a predicted model, not a curated record.